AUGAUUGAACGAACAGUCGCGGCUUUAGAGUCGCGCAGUCUUCAUCGAAUAAUCCACAGGUCCUCGAAUCCAUCUCGAAAGCUGCAUGCAGGGUUCUGGCAACAUGGCGCUGCUGCUAUCGACCUCGCUGGCUCUUUUCCCGGCUCAGUAAGGACCGUCGACGCUGCAACCCCAGAACCAGAAACAAAGCAACGGCAAGCAAAUCUGUUUGCAUCUGUUUUGAUGCUCGAUUUUCUGUACCCGACCUCAACUCUACCUCUCCUACGCCGCCUAUAUCAUGACCUACCCAAUCCUCAAUAUGCGCAGCGCACAGCAAUCGUUCCCAGUAGACGAGCUUACUCUUCGAUAACAUCUCCACCUCCGCCUCCAGAUAAAAAAACAGCAACAGAUCGAGCCGCGUGGCCUGACAAUGACUUAACCCUCAACGAGCCCCAACCCGAGGGGGGCACGAGUAUACAAGUUGGGACCGAGACUGUAAUUCCAAACAAAGGCCAGACAGACUUGCAGUUGCUCCAGAGAAUUAUGAAUACAAAAGGGCGUCACUUUCAGCAAGCUUGGGAUUUAUACUCUGGAAUGGACAACGAUGAACGACGCGAUGUGCGCGGCGCUCUGGUCAGCUAUCUCUCCCAAUCCCACAGCAUUGUCGAGACAGGACGAGCCCUCUCACUCUUUCGCCAAAUCCCCCCGACCGACUGGAGUAAUCAACUACUGUAUUCGGGAAUCCUUCUUCUUUUGCGAUCCGGGGACCUACCAGGGGCCGUGGAGGCUUUCAAAACUGGACUCAAGUCUGGCGGGUUGAACCAUGGUCUCGAGUUUCUGAUGGCUGACACCAUCAACUCUAGAAAUUGGCUAGUAGCUCUAGAUGUUUGGACUUCAUAUUACAAGAGCGAGGCAAAAAGAAAUCCCCGUGCAAGGCCAAAUCUAGAACGAUUGGUACAGCUUGGGACCCUUACUCAAAAAGGAGACCUCUACUUCGCCUUCAGGGCUUACUUAGUUGACGAAGGUAAAGACCAAUUCAAAAGUAUCCAGAAGGACGUGGUUGCCAAGAGAGCUCUCUCUGCCUUACGGAGAUUUUUUGCCACUUUGGCUCUCCGAGAGCCAUGUCGCCCGGACCAAGCGAAGAUUAUUCUCGAGGCUCUUGGCGACAACCAUGAGUACAACACAUAUUUGAAUACCAUGUUUAAUCGUUGGUAUGAUAAAUUAGAAGAUAGAUACACCAUGGAACAGCUUCCCGCCAUUUACCAGAAUCAACGGAAAUUGCCAGAUGCAUCACCCGCUAUGCCUGUGUACCGCGGCCUGUUCAAGGUAAAUUUUCCUAAAAAUAGGGCCAGACUGGAAGAAUUACACCAUGACUGGGUCCGGUUCAAAGGCGGCUUGAACCAAUGGGGCUACGAAAAGUUUCUCAAGUACUACGCAUCAAGAGGCGACGUGCCAUCGGUUAAGGGGCUCUGGGCUCAGUUCACAAAAGCGUACCCAGAGCUACUUAGGGAAUCCCGAGGAUUCAACAGUUUAGUCAACGUCUAUGCUCAAGUAGGAGACGUUGAGGGUGUUAAGAAAGUGCUCAAAACAAUGGUUGAGGAGUAUAAUGUUCAGCCGGAUCUUGACCACUGGAACAUGCUGCUCAAGGCUUACAUGAGAACCAAUGACUAUGACGGCGUUUUGGACCUAUUCGAUCAAAUCUCGAGCCAACACGAGCCAGACUCGUAUACGUAUGCCCACGUCAUGGCAAUGAGCUCCAAGAAGGGUGAUCUGGAUACAACUCUGGAGUAUUUCACCAAGUCUCAAGAAGCCGGUGUGCCCAUCACAAAGGAAAUGGGAUUGUCUUUGGUAGUGGCUUACGGUCGAAAUGGUCAACUUCUUGAGGCAGAAAGCUUGUGUAUCGAGAUGACCCACCGCAAGAUUGCUUCCCAAGCCAUCUGGAACCAGCUCCUCAACUUCAACGGCGUUGAGGGAAAGAUUGAUAAGGUGUAUGAGUUACUCCGGCGUAUGAAGGAACUUAGAGUUGAAUGGGAUGAUGAGACAUAUCAAUUUCUUCUCCAAGCUCUCGUCAGGGUCAACAGGAUUCACCCUGCAUACCAUCUCUUGCAGCGCGCUGUCAACGAACGCUUGUUUCUGGUCACUCCAGAACAUUAUGCUAUCGUCAUGGCUACGGGUGCGCGUCUCGGAGAAGCCCAACUCGUGGAGAAUCUCUUCCACCAGCUUCAGAAAUCAGAGUUGCCUGUGACUUUCAGCGCUUUGGUUGCUUUGGUCACUUCUGCCGCCAAAAAGAAGCCUGGCGCUGACCGAACGAGGGGAUUGGCAAAUGAAUUCGUCGAGUACUUCCGCCAGGCGGCCGAGGCUGCCAAGUCGGGCAAACCCCCGUCUGAAGAUUUCGCAGAUGCAACCAACGUCGCGGACCUCAAGCUCUCAACUCCCGAGAUCGGCCGAGCAAUUGCCCUACUUGUCGAACUUCGAGAAUUCGGCUCAGUUGAAGAGCUGAUGGGCUUGUUUGUUCAGAUCUUUCCUCAAUAUCAGGCCGGACAACGAUUCCCGCCUGAGAUAAUGUCUGCUUUAAUGCAUGCACAUUACGCGGACCAAAAUUACGACAAGGUUCUGGAACUUUGGGAGAAGACAUGGCAAGAUGUUUACGAUUCCAGCCGGAAACGCUCAGGCGAUGGUAUUGCUGGUGGUACUGAAUACGAUUUGUGCCGUGUCGUAGAUGUAAUGGCAAGGGCAUAUGCAGAGAAGGAAGAUGUAAAAGGCUUGAGCGACACUAUCGACAAGGUCAUUGCAGCAGGCUUCAAGCUCACUCGGCCAAACUGGGUAAUCAUCAUUCGCAGCCUCUCUGAGCUGGGCAGGUGGGAGCGCGCGAUGGACUGGUGCGAGACACUCUUAAUGCCUGGUUGGGAUGGCUGGGCCUACAAACGUGACAUUCCAGCAAAGAGGCGAAACACUCGAAUGUUGCAACCACCCCACAAACUCGUCUUGCGUCUGCAGCAAAAAUGGCUGGAGAUGCGCAAGAUGGCGGCUUGGGCUCCAGAUGUCUCCCGUGUCGUCUCUAUGGUAGAGGAGAAAUACCCUCGGCUAUACCACGCCUUUACCACCUCAGAGAUUGACUCUAUGCCUACCAAGUACUCUGUCAAUGGCAAAGAGAUUUCAGCCGGUGAGCUCGACGGUGUACUGCAGGGUCUACCUUAUCAGUCACUACUGAAGGUGAAGGAGAACAUGAAGCGAGAACUGGAAAAGGAAAAGAAGCGUGAGAGAAGCCUGGGAACACCCAAAGACACUAUGGACAAGGCAGAGUGGAAGCGAAUGUUGCACGACAAGGUUCAUAGAUACUCCAAGAUGUGGUUCUCUGCGCGCAAGAGGGCCUACGAUGAACAGUUGACCAACCUGCGAGGAUUCGAAUCCACGGCAAACAUCAGUAUUGAAGCAACAGACAUGGCACAGGAGGACGCAGACCAUCAAUCAACUCGUGAGCAAUUUGCUUACUGGAACGAGUUUUGGGAUCGCUAUGACCAGCGCCGCCAUGGCGACACGAGGGGGAAGCCGGCCCGUCCUUCAGGAUUCCACAGAAAGAAUCCUUUGGAAGUGCAAAAGAUAAGAGAGUGGCGGAAUAACAACCGCUCAGGGCGCAACACUGAUGAUGAAUGA
Molecule: messenger RNA, 3633 nt
Organism: Fusarium venenatum
Lineage: Eukaryota; Fungi; Ascomycota; Sordariomycetes; Hypocreales; Nectriaceae
Molecular function (GO): protein binding
Source: RefSeq, a predicted model, not a curated record